Molecule: messenger RNA, 3875 nt
Organism: Ornithorhynchus anatinus (platypus)
Lineage: Eukaryota; Metazoa; Chordata; Mammalia; Monotremata; Ornithorhynchidae
Gene: RNPEPL1
Product: arginyl aminopeptidase like 1
Exons: 12
Coding region: 72-2279 (735 amino acids)
Biological process (GO): proteolysis
Molecular function (GO): zinc ion binding; metalloaminopeptidase activity
Source: RefSeq, a predicted model, not a curated record
UGCCCGCCCCGCCGCCGCCGCCGCCGCCGCCUGCUCCCUCCCAUGGAUUUCACCUAGCGCCCUCCCUCCCCAUGGCGGCUCCGUGCUGCUGCCGCAAGGCGCCGGGACCCGAGGCCGCCGCCGCCGCCGCCGGCGCGGGGGAGCCGGAGGACGAGCCGGAGGAAGAGGAGGAGGAGGAGGAGGCCGGGGCGGCGGACGUGGCGUCGGCCUGCAGCUGGCGGCGGUUCCGCCUGCGGCACCUGCAGCUGGGGCUGGAGCUGCGUCCGGCGGCGCGGGAGCUGGCGGGCUGCCUGGUGCUGCACCUCUGCGCGCGCGCCCCCGCCGCGCGCGCCCCCGCGCCGCGCGCCCUGGUGCUGGACGCGCACCCCGCCCUGCGCCUCCACUCCGCCACCUACCGGCCGGAGCCGCCGGGCCGCCCGCCCCGCGCAUGCGCCUUCGCCUUCGGGCCGGCUCCCGGGUCCGGCCCCCCCCCCGCCGCCCGGCCGCCCCCCGCCGCCUGCUGCCGCGCGCGCCCGCUGCCCUUCCGCCUCGACCCCUUCACCGACUACGGCUCGUCGCUCACCAUCACCCUGCCCGCCGCCCUCCGCCCCGACCAGCCCUUCCAGAUCGUGCUCCGCUACACCACCGCAGACGCCCCCGCCAUCUGGUGGCUGGAUCCCGAGCUGACCUACGGCAACUCGAAGCCGUUCGUCUUCACCCAGGGCCACUCGGUGUGUAACCGCUCCUUCUUCCCCUGCUUCGACACCCCCGCGGUCAAGUGCACCUACUCAGCGACCGUCAAGGCUCCUGCAGGUGUCCAGGUGCUGAUGAGCGCCACUCAAAGUGCCUACCUGGAGCAGGAGGGCGUGUACCAGUUUCACAUGGAGUACCCAGUUCCGGCCUACUUGGUGGCCCUGGUGGCGGGCGACCUGGUACCUGCCGACAUCGGGCCCAGGAGCCGAGUUUGGGCCGAGCCGUGCCUGCUGUCGACGGCCACCAGCAAGCUGUCCGGGGUGGUGGAGCAGUGGCUGAGCGCAGCCGAGAGACUCUACGGACCCUACAUGUGGGGAAGGUACGACAUUGUCUUCCUGCCUCCCUCCUUCCCCAUCGUGGCCAUGGAGAACCCCUGCCUGACCUUCAUCAUCUCCUCCAUCCUGGAGAGCGACGAGUUCCUCAUCAUCGACGUCAUCCACGAGGUGGCCCACAGCUGGUUCGGCAACGCGGUCACCAACGCCACCUGGGAGGAGAUGUGGCUGAGCGAGGGACUGGCCACCUACGCCCAGCGGCGAAUCACCACCGAGACCUACGGUGCUGCCUUCACCUGCCUGGAGACGGCGUUCCGCCUCGACGCCCUCCACCGCCAGAUGAAACUCCUCGGGGAGGACAACCCGGUCAGCAAGCUGCAGGUCAAAUUGGAACCAGGAGUGAACCCCAGUAACCUGAUGAACCUGUUCACCUACGAGAAGGGAUACUGCUUCGUUUACUACCUGUCCCAGCUGUGCGGAGACCCCCAGCACUUCGACUCCUUCCUCCGAGCCUACGUGGAGAAGUACAAGUUUACCAGCGUCGUGGCCCAGGAUCUGCUCGAUUCCUUCCUGAGCUUCUUCCCAGAACUGAAAGAGCAGAGUGUGGACAGCAAAGCAGGGUUGGAGUUCGAGCGCUGGCUCAAUGCCACGGGCCCUCCCCUGGCUGAGCCCGACUUGUCUCAGGGCUCGAGCCUGACCAGCCCGGUGGAGGCCCUCUUCCGGCUGUGGACGGCCGAACCCCUGGACCACGCGGCCGCUUCGGCCAGCAGCAUCGACAUCACCAAGUGGAGAACUUUCCAGACCGUGCUCUUCCUGGACAGGCUCCUGGACGGGUCUCCGCUUCCCCAAGAGGUGGUGAUGAAGCUGUCCAAGUGCUACUCGUCGCUGCUGGACUCCAUGAACGCCGAGAUCCGGAUCCGCUGGCUGCAGAUCGUCGUCCGGAACGACUACUACCCGGAUCUCUACAAAGUCCGCCGCUUCCUGGAGAGCCAGAUGUCCCGCAUGUACACCAUCCCGCUCUACGAGGAUCUGUGCACCGGCACCCUUAAAUCCUUCGCUCUGGAAGUUUUCUACCAGACCCAAGGCCGGCUACACCCCAACCUGCGCAAAACCAUCCAGCAGAUCCUGUCCCAAGGCCUGGCCCCCAGUCCGGCCGCCACGGACCCGACCGGCCUCUCGGUCGCUCCGGAUGCGCCGGCCCUGCUGCUGGAGGACAAGCCCCCCGAGGCCACCAACGGGGCCAUCUCUCUCAGGGACGUCAACGUGUCCGCCUAGUGGUCCCGACGGGAGAGGGGCCGCGGGCCACGCCCCGGCCCCCACGGCCGGGAGUCUCUCUCCCCGUCUCUCCGGCUUUCUCGGAAAGCCCAAGCACACAGCAGAUGCGCCUUGCCGUGUCCGACGGAGGGCGCGCCCAGUGCCUUCUCCGGCUGGGAGCCGGACCGGGGGCGGGCGGGAGGUCUUACCCCGCCUGGCCGGGAGUCGCCCCCGUCGCUGCCCGGAACGCCCCGGGCCGGGAGCCGGAGGCCGGCGGUUGGCGGGGGUCGGGAGUUGGGUGGUCCGGCCUCGCCCCCUGAGAGUCUGACGGAGAGGUCCGGCGGACAGGACCGGGUAACCACGGACCCGAGGGGCGGGCCUUCCCGCGAGGGCUCGUGGGUGAGCAUCUCUCUGCCCGUGAAGAGCAUCCCCCUCCUCCCCCUUGCCCUGGGGUUGUCCUCUCUGGCAGGCGGAGCCAGACCGGGCCCCGUCUACCCCAUCUUGCCGGUCACUUGCCCUGCUGGGGCUUGCCGGUGACGGAGCCUCUCGCCUUCUGAGGGUGGGCUUGCGGGUCUAGAGGCAACCGCCGGUGCACACGCUCUCCCCCGCUACCACUGCCCGACCCCUCCCCGACCCCGCGGACCAUCACACUGUGCCUUAAGUCUGCCCGGGAAGGCCGGAGAAACGCCCCUUUCCGCCGACGGCCCCACCGCGGCCCCCUCCUUACGCUCUCUCUCCCCGCCCUCGCCCCGGGAUCCUCCGCCAGGUGUCCGUCGAGGCCGGCCGGCCCCCAGAGGCCUCUGGUGCGGGUGCCGGCAGUGAGGGGCAGCCCCGGGGGAACCAGCAGGCGGGGGGACCCGUGGACCCCAAGACGACGCCCGCUCCCUUCGGCUGAGCGGCCGCCUCUCCGGCACCCCGCGUGCGGCGUGCAAGCCAUGAGGCGGGCCCGGGAAGAGAAGGGGUGAAGCACAGAGUCCCUCGGGGAGAGGCGGCGCCGGGCAGCCUGACCGGCCCCAUCCGCCCCCCGCGUUUCCACGCCCCAGGUCCCGUCCCGGGACGGGGAGUCCAGCCGAGGGCCCGGGGGCCGUAACUGGAAACGCUAGCCUCUGUGUGUGUGUGUGUGUGUGUGUGUGUGUGUAUUUGUGUGUGUGAGUGUGUCUGUGCGUCUGCACCUUGUGCGGUUAGCCUCGGCCCCGGGCCAGACCGGGAUAAAGCAAUAGCCAACUCAGGCCCCACUCCCAACCCCACUGUACUGUUGCCAAUUGUGCCAUUUGUCCCCAUCCUGGGUGGACCUUGGCCCCAUCCCUUUCUUGGGAGGGUCAACCCGCACCGGGAAGGAGGCGGCUUCCCAGCCCCAACCCAUCUCCCGCUCGGAUGAAACGGAUCUCCGGAGCCGGAGCCCCCCGCUCCCCUGCCGGCGGACCUCGCCCGGCUCGGAGCGGCGGCAACCACUAACUGCCACCCGCGGCGGGAGCGCCAGCCUUCCACCUCGGGGCUCCUCGGACGGGGAGGGCGGGAGGGGAGGGCGGCCCACCGCCGGGGGGACUUUUUAAGAAGAUGACAUUGAGGCCUUACGUCAACAAUAUCUGUCCGAUUAAACUCCGCUUUGUGACAAGG